CCACACAUCAACCUCUUAAGUUAAAUAAAAACAUUAUUUAUAAAGGAAAAAUCUAAAACCACCUAACAUUUUAUAGCUUUCCGUCCACUAAUUUGCAGGCCUUUCCUUCUUUGAUGAGCAAUGGCAGAAGCAACAGCAAGGUAUGCAGUUGUGACAGGAGCAAACAAGGGAAUUGGAUUUGCAAUAUGCAAGCAAUUGUCUUCUAAUGGUAUCACUGUGGUGCUGACAGCAAGAGAUGAGAAAAGGGGCCUUGAAGCUGUUGAGAAACUCAAAGGGCUUGGUCAUGUGGUUUUUCAUCAACUUGAUGUCACUGAUCCUGCAAGUAUAGGAUCAUUUGCAAAUUUCAUCCAGACCCACUUUGGAAAACUUGAUAUCUUGGUUAACAACGCUGGGGCCUCAGGAGCACAUGUGGAUGGUGAGGCUUUGGCUGCUGCAAAUAUUGUGGAAAACGGUGGCCAAAUUGAUUGGAGAAAAAUAGUUACUGAAAACUAUGAAUUAACUGAAGCAUGUCUUAAAACAAACUACUAUGGAGUCAAGGAAUUGACCAAAGCACUAAUUCCCCUUCUCCAGAUUUCAGGCUCACCCAAAAUUGUCAAUGUUUCUUCAUCCAUGGGAAGGCUUGAGAAUAUACCAGAUGGAAGGCCUAAACAAGUGAUAGUUGAUGUUGAAAACCUCACAGAAGAAAAGAUUGAUGAGUUUUUGAAUGAAUAUCUAAAGGAUUUUAAAGAGGGUUCCCUAGAAGCCAAAGGGUGGCCUCAUAUUAUGUCUGCAUAUACAAUCUCAAAAGUUGCUCUGAAUGCCUACACAAGGAUUCUAGCCAAGAAAUACCCUUCAUUCUGCAUCAAUGCUGUUUGCCCUGGUUAUGUCAAAACGGAUAUCAACUACAAUACAGGUCUCCUAACACCUGAUGAAGGUGCUGAAGCUGCUGUCAGGUUGGCACUGCUACCUGAUGGUAGUAGUCCUUCUGGCCUUUUCUUCUAUCGAAGUGAAGAGAAACCAUUUUAAUUUGAUCAAGGAUUAAUUGAGUCUAGGAAACAUAGUCUUUGUUAAAGGAAUAAUGCAUAGUUAUGUUAUACACAGGUUUAGACACUCUUGUGAGUCAUGUUUUAAACCUUUUUCUUAUGUAGUAACGGAUUGUGUGAGCAAUGUUGUUGUUUAUUGUUAAACUUGUUUUGAAUUCAGCUAAAUAAAUGAGUUACACUAGAA
Messenger RNA from Lotus japonicus, 1206 nucleotides. Its product is annotated as (+)-neomenthol dehydrogenase-like. The transcript is spliced from 5 exons. Lineage: Eukaryota; Viridiplantae; Streptophyta; Magnoliopsida; Fabales; Fabaceae. Gene Ontology annotation, molecular function: oxidoreductase activity, acting on the CH-OH group of donors, NAD or NADP as acceptor. Bases 121 to 1005 code for a protein of 294 amino acids. The record is from RefSeq and is a predicted model, not a curated record. Gene Ontology annotation, cellular component: membrane.